This is a messenger RNA of Cetraspora pellucida, 597 nucleotides long. Lineage: Eukaryota; Fungi; Glomeromycota; Glomeromycetes; Diversisporales; Gigasporaceae. The record is from the annotation of a GenBank genome assembly.
AUGUCAACGAAAAAAUAUAUAAAGACCCCACAACAUGAACUUUCAAACCAAAAUCAAAUCAUAUCUUUACUAUCAAAUAAACUAUCACAACACUAUUACAACACUAUUACAAAACUUUACAAAACUACUACAAAACUACUACAAACUACUUCAAAACUACUUCAAAACUACUACAAUGAAUCAUCUGGUGUUCUAGAUAAGUUCUGUAGCAGAUUAUUGAACAAAAAAGAACUUGAAUGCGUAUUACCUGAAUUAAAGAAUUCUUUAGCUACCGUUGAACAGACCAAAAAAAGUGCUACUGAAGAGAUAAUUGACAUUUUCGAGACCAAACCUUUGAGUACUGCAUGCACUACUGGAAAAGUUCUAUCGAUUAAUAAUGAUUUGCCUAAUGAUUUGCUAAAAACUGUUAGUCACCUUGCAAAUAUAUGUGAAAUAGUAGAACACGUACCCAAUUCUGCAGUUAAUGUCGUGAAUGGAGUUAACCCUAAAGCUAAUGUCGACCCCAAUGCUCAAGUUCACCCUAAUGCUGGUGUCGACCCUAAAGCUAAAGUCGACCCUAAAACUGGUGUCGACCCUAAUGCUAGAGUCUCUACUUAA